This is a messenger RNA of Rotaria sp. Silwood2, 1926 nucleotides long. The record is from the annotation of a GenBank genome assembly. NCBI's taxonomy places the organism in Eukaryota, Metazoa, Rotifera, Eurotatoria, Philodinida, Philodinidae.
AUGUCAAUUUACACUACUAUAACUGCUUCAUUACCAUUUAUUGAAGUUGAUUUAAAUUUAACUCCACAGCAAAUGUCUAUGUUUAUUAAUGGUCUCAAAUAUAUUAUACCAUGUCAAAGUCGAUUGUCUCGUAAAUCUAUCGAACAACUUGUUACUGAACAAUAUCAAAGUAUAUCAACUAUAGUAAAAAAUUGUCUUAAAGAUCAUCGAUUAUCAACUACAGAUGAACGAGCAAAACAAGCAUUUCAGGCAUUAGAACAUCUUUUACAUGAUUUAUAUUCGAAACCAUUAACAAAAAAAUUAACAAUACGUGCACAACGUGAAUAUAAAGUAGUUAAAAGUAUUCAACAUAUUCUACGUCAACGAUCAGAUAUGGUUAUACGUCGUACAGAUAAAAGUAAAGUAUUUUAUAUUGGUAAAGCAACUGAUUUUGGAAGAAAAGCCGAAGAAUACAUGUUAAAAACUGAAGCUUAUCAAGAAAUUACGAGUGGUCGUUGUCCUCUUGCAGAUAAUUUACAUGCUGUACAAACUUUACUUGGUUAUCUUGAAACACGACAUGUUCUAACUAAACAACAACGUAAAAAUAUAUCUCCAAACAUAAACAAGUUAGAAUUAGGUCAUUAUCAUGGUCUACCUAAGCCGCAUAAGCCUGGUACACCAUUAAGACCUAUUGUUGCAUGUAUACAUGCGCCAGUUACAUUGGUAUCGAAAUUUUUGAAUGAUCUUUUGGCACCCAUCUAUUUGAAAAUUGCUCGUGAAACAACAUUUAUUAAUGGAAUCGAUGUCAUUCGAAAAUUAGAAAAGUAUGUCAAAGAUGGUCAUCUUCAACCGACAACAAAAUUUAUUACCGUUGAUGUUAAUGAUCUAUAUACUAUGAUACCUAGAGAAUGUGCAUUACAAGCAUUAACUCGAUUUUGUAUUAAACAUUCUCAACAAAAUAGAAUUGGUACAUUCAUUAUUGAUCAUAUUAUGAAGAUGGCUCGUUUAAUACUGGAUAACAAUUGUUUUGCUUACAAUAAUAAAUAUUAUAAACAAAUUCGUGGCGGAGCUAUGGGUUCAGUAUUUACACAAGUGUUAGCAAAUAUCUAUAUGUAUGAAUGGGAACAAGAUUUAAUCAAACAUCAAGCAUUAAAUAAAGAAAUCUAUGGGAGAUACAUUGAUGACAUAUUCAUGACAACCAAUCAAAACUCAAAUGAAAUUAAAAUAGAACUCGAAAAAGCCAACAAGAAAGAUAUUAAUAUAAAAAUUAACUAUGAAAUCGAUACAUCAGUUCAUUUCUUAGAUAUUACUGUAGCAAAUGAAAAUAAUCGAUUGAAAACAUCUAUCUACCACAAACCAGCGGCUGAACCAUAUAUAUUGCCAUAUACAUCAGAUCAUCCACGACAUAUUCCUCGUAACAUACCAUAUGCUGCUUUAUUACGUGCCACCCGAAUUUGUUCCAAUGUACAUGACUUCAAUUCAGAGUGUAUUCGUAUUGAUCUGUCACUAUUAUUAAAUAAUUAUCCACCAAAGCUUAUCUCAAAAACAUUCUUUCGAUUCUUCCAUUUAAAUGAUGCUAUACCUGUAUUAAAAGAAUUAAAUGAAGAAAUUUAUGAUCGCUUACAUAAAAGAUUGUUACAUCAACCAACACGACGUGGAAAGCAACUGAACAUGAUGUUACAAGAUCCAAUUCAAUUGCCAACAGUAUUGCAACCUAGAAUAUGGGAUAACAAUGUCAUGUACCCACGUUACCGAUACGACAGUUCAAUAUCUAUCGAUUUUCCCAAAAUAUUUUAUCAAUGGUGGCGAACAUACUUUGCAAACAACGUACCAAUAAUGAAAAAUGUUAAAGUUCGACUGGCCACCAGUACGAAUCCAACACUUGAAACUUUCAUGAUACAUAAGAAACCUCCAAGAGAAAUGCUUACAAAGAUGGAGAACAGCUAG